GCGGCGCCGCUUCCUGUCCGGUGGCGUUUGCUUCCGGGGCAGGGUCGUCUCUUUAGGAAAAUCUGUGGGGGGGACGGAGCUGGCGGGGGAACGGGCCGGGCUCGUGGUGGCCGGAUGAGAGCGAGGAAAGGCAGGCCGGAACGGAGGUGGACUGUUCUUUCCUAAGAUCUAACACGAAGCAGGAAUUCUGGAUCACGUAGAAUCUGCAUCAGCCAUUGAGGCGACACUGAGGAUGGAAGGAGUUGAACUUAAAGAGGAGUGGCAAGAUGAAGACUUUCCAAGACCUCUACCGGAAGAUGACCAUAUUGAUGAUAUGUCAGAUCCAGCUGAAAGAGGGGACCAACCUGAAGUGAAUGGCAACAAAGUUAAGAAGAAACUAUUGGCUCCAAAUAUAAACUUAACUCUGGAUUGCAGUGAAGAAUCCAUUUUGUCUGACUUGGAAGAGAGCGGGGAUAUUGAUCUGGACGAUAUGGACACACCAUCUGAAAAUAGCAAUGAGUUCGAAUGGGAAGAUGAUCUUCCAAAGCCGAAAACUACAGAUGUGAUUCAGAAAGGAUCGUUACAAGAAUAUGCAGCAUCAGACGAAAAAGAGGAGGAACGGCGAUGGCGGAUGUUCCGGAUUGGAGACCAAGAUCACAGGGUGGAUAUGAAGGCAAUUGAGCCAUAUAAGAAAGUUAUCAGUCAUGGAGGUUAUUAUGGUGAUGGGUUAAAUGCAAUCGUUGUAUUUGCAGUUUGCUUCAUGCCGGAAAGCGGGCAGCCAAACUACAGAUACUUAAUGGAUAAUCUCUUUAAGUAUGUUAUUGGCACACUAGAAUUGUUAGUAGCAGAGAACUACAUGAUCGUUUACCUAAAUGGUGCAACAACACGGAGGAAGAUGCCUAGUCUAGGCUGGCUCAGGAAGUGUUACCAACAGAUUGAUAGGAGGUUAAGGAAAAACCUGAAAUCAUUAAUAAUAGUUCAUCCUUCCUGGUUCAUUAGAACACUUCUGGCAAUCACAAAACCUUUUAUUAGCUCAAAAUUCAGCCAAAAAAUCAGAUAUGUCUUUACUUUGGCAGAGCUGGCUGAACUCGUCCCCAUGGAAUACGUUGGUAUACCUGAAUGCAUAAAACAGUAUGAAGAAGAAAAAUUUAAAAAGAAACCCAAAAGGUAUAUGCACAUCUUGAUCAGGGCUGUAUCUAAUCUAGCCAACUUUGCACUGUGCUAAAUGUUGGGAUAUAUUUGGCUUGCUGGGCUGCCUGCAGCUUGUAUGAAUGAACAUGCGCCCAUUGUGCCAUCGUGUGUGUGGGUGUAUCUGGCUCGCUUAUGUUGUGCUGUUCACAUAAUGUUGUACAAAUGACUCGUUGCUUCAGAAGGAAGCCGAGUAGCCAAAAGGCUAAAGCAUUUGCUGUCUAAUUAUAGCACUAAUUGUCAAACCUAGAACUGCAACAAUUUUCCGCUUUAGGAAGUUGGAGAGCAAUUGCUGCAAAAUACAUUCUUAAUUCUAGAUGGAGAGUGACUGUGACUCGGCAGUCACUGAAGUUCAAAAUUGCUUAAUUUGCAUUGUCACAGUGUAAACUGGCUGAACACCAUAAAGGCGAGGAGGGCUUUCUGCUGCCUGCAUUUGCUAUGUCUUUUGGGGAGUGGGGGCGCUUCUCAUCAAUGCAUGCUGGGGUUUUCUGGUGCUCAAGAAGUGCAUGGCCUGCUAAUAAAUGUAUCUCAGCAACUUCCUCACUUCACAAAAUAUUGUCCAAUCCAGAGCACCAACUGCUACUCUUGCCACUAACAAUUUCACUUGAUCCAGAAUGUGCCCAUGGUGUAUAAUGAUUCCAAAUGCUUAUUUGUGAAGAUGGUUUUUUUUUGGGGGGGGUGUUGUUCCCUUGCAAAGAAGGGAGCAAACUGCUACUUAGCAAGACAGACCUACUUAGAUUGCAAAGAUGCGUUCCCACAUUUAAUUCAACCCUUUAUAGCAUUAGAAGGAAUUUGUGCAGCCAGGCUGUAUGGGUUGCACACAAAGUUUUUGCAUCAGGCACAGCAUUACUAUGAGGCAAAGCUCAGCUUCUGCCCUUUCCCCUUAAAAUGAAACCGGGACGACAUUUAAAAUGAGCUCACUGAAAUCCCCUGCUCAUUUGCUGUGUUGGUCUUUGCCUCCACAAUUGCCAUUCAUUGAUCCAGUUUGCAUGUAAUGUCAAGCCAUGGCUGAGAGUGAGUGUCCUCAAGGGAAGGUCACAGGCGCUUUGCUUCUCUCCUGGUCCUGUCGCUGUUGUGGAACCCUGAGCUAAGCCAUGGUUUUUCAUAACAUUUGCAUUCAUACCUGUGCUUAUAGUUUGUCUUUCUCCUGGUGAACCAUGAGCUGCAGCUCAGGUUUGAUUUUGGGGAAGGUGCAGAGUGGCCACAGUUUCUAAUGGGAGCACCUGCAUGCUUAUGCAUUCACACAUGACUUAAUCUUGCAUGCAAACUGGGCCUUUGACUUAACACACAGGCCCCCAAUAAAAUUUACGCUGUUGUGGAGGAGGAGGUUCUUGACCAUAGCUUAAACCAGGGAGAGGUAGAAUCAGAGAUUUGGCACCAUUUUCUUGGAGCAGGGAAGGGUUUGAAGCGUUGAUAUUUGGAAGACCUUUUUUAUUUGCUGCUUCUGCCUUUCCUCUAAAUAUCUGACAUAACCUAAAUAUUAAACUUCACCACCAACUGUGGAAAGGAGAGGAAAAUACAUGUGAGGAAGAGAACAGGCUUCAUACCAAAUCAAAUCAUUGCUCCAUCUAGGUCAGUAUUGCCUACACUGGCUGGCAGUAGCUCUCUAAGAUUUAAGGCAAAAGACAUGCCCAGCCCUAUCUGGAGAUGCUGGUGAUUGAACCUGGGACCUUCUGCAUGGAAAGCAGAUGCUCUGUCACGGAGCUGCAGCCAUUGCAGAUGCCCAGCCCUGUCCCAGCAAGACUGGUUAGAAACUUAGUAUGUUGCCAAAACUUGGCAUGCCUCAUUGGCUGCCUAUCAGUAAAUUAAGCAAUGAGAGUUUUUUUCAAGGCAAAAAUACCCUUCAUAAAGUUGACUUUCUUAGAGCCCUAGACAUCUAGAUACACUAGCUGUAAGGAACGUUUCACACCACUAUAUGCUAGCCAACCUGAGUUUGCCACAAGAGUCUACACUUAACAUGGAGCUUCAGCGACCCCAAGUACAGUACAUGUUGAGUUAACGGGUAGAGACAUAAUUAUACACAAACUCCUAAGGAUUUCAUUCAAUAGGGUCAUGUGCAAUGAUUCAGUUCUGUGUGGUUGUAGGUCUUGGUCUGAAUAAAUUGAGGAUAAACGAAGUCAUAUCUUCAGUGCUUUUUUCAUGGGGGGAUGCAGGGGUACGCAUACCCCUAAACAUUUUGUGAAUCUAAAUUUGGCCUCAUUGAGGGGCAGUAUUUCAAUAUGAGUAGGAAAAUGAGAGUACACCAAAACAUUUUUUAAGAAAAAAAGCACUGGGUAUCUUACUGUAUUGUGGUCUAUUUUUUUCAUUUUCCUGUUAAGUGUCAUUUUUUUAAAGUCACUUUGUAUUCUCCUUAUAAGUUCUAAUUUAUUAUUCUGGGGGGGAACUUGCUGCUCUACUUGUGCCUAACAGUUUUGCUGCGAUUGGAAAGUAAUUUUAACACCCUGGUUGAAAUUAGAGUUUGACAUUUCACUCCCCCUCCCCUUCUGUCUGAU
This is a messenger RNA of Zootoca vivipara (common lizard), 3659 nucleotides long. The record is from RefSeq and is a predicted model, not a curated record. NCBI's taxonomy places the organism in Eukaryota, Metazoa, Chordata, Lepidosauria, Squamata, Lacertidae.